This is a messenger RNA of Carlito syrichta (Philippine tarsier), 933 nucleotides long. RefSeq names its product olfactory receptor 1F1-like. The record is from RefSeq and is a predicted model, not a curated record. Gene Ontology annotation, molecular function: G protein-coupled receptor activity; olfactory receptor activity. Gene Ontology annotation, biological process: G protein-coupled receptor signaling pathway. NCBI's taxonomy places the organism in Eukaryota, Metazoa, Chordata, Mammalia, Primates, Tarsiidae. Gene Ontology annotation, cellular component: membrane.
AUGAGAGAGAUAAGCCAGUCAAGUGACUCUGAAUUUCUCCUCCUGGUACUCUCCAGGCAGCCCCAGCAGCAGCUGCUCCUCUUUGCACUCUUCCUGAACAUGCACUUGGCCACAGUCCUGGGAAACCUGCUCAUCAUCCUGGCCGUCAGCACAGAUGCCCAUCUGCACCCUAUGUACUUCUUCCUCAGCAGCCUGUCCUUUGUGGACAUCUGCUUCUUCUCCAGCACUAUCCCCAAGAUGCUGGCCAAUCAUGCACUUGGGAGCCACACCAUCUCCUUCCCUGGGCGUCUCUCACAGAUGGAUUUUGUUUCCAUGUUCACAGACAUGGACAAUUUCCUCCUGGCUGUGAUGGCAUAUGACCAUUUUGUCGUCGUGUGCCACCCCUUACAUUACACAGCAAAGAUGACCCAUCAGCUCUGUGUCCUGCUGGUGGUUAGAUCAGAGUUGGUUGCCAACCUGAAUGCUCUGCUGCAUACACUGCUGAUGACUCAACUCUCAUUCUGUGCAGACAGUGCCAUCCCCCACUUCUUCUGUGACGUGACUCCCCUCCUGAAGUUCUCCUGCUCAGAUAUGCACAUCAAGGAGAUGAUGAUUCUCACCGAGGAUGCCCUGAUCAUGAUCACCCCAUUUUUCUACAUCCUGGCUUCCUACAUACAAAUCACCUGUGCUGUCCUGGGGGUCCCAUUCCCAAGGGGAAGGUGGAGAGCUUUCUCUACCUGUGGUUCCCACCUAGCUGUGGUUUUCCUCUUCUAUGGCACCAACAUAUCUCUGUUUAACACCUCAUCCUCCCACUCAGCUGACAAAGAUAUAGCAGCUGCUGUGAAGUUCACAGUGGUGACUCCCAUGCUAAACCCUUUCACCUACAGCUUGAGGAACAAGGACAUAAAAGGGGCUCUUGGGAAAAUGACUGGUAGGAAGACUUGCUCUUACUGA